AUGGUUCAGAAUUUCGCUGUUUUCCUGAUUCUUUCUCUUUUUGGCGGCUCACUGGGAACAACCACCUCACCUCAGCAACAAACUGACGCCUCAAAAUUACAAGACUUAUGCCAGGUAAGAAAUGCAUAAAGAUGUAAAAAGGACUACUGCGCCCUAGAUUAGGUACACCCAGAAAGCGUUUUAUUACUCUCACGUCGUUAUGAUCAUUUAUUAAAAAGUACCCGUUAAAAGUUUAUGGCAGUUUAUUUAAAAGUCCUCGCUUCAGCAUGAUCUUUCCUCGAAAACCUGAAGCCUGUCCAUUGUUAAUUGUUAAUUUUUCUGAUUCCAUCCACCAUUCGAGACGAAAUAACGAUUUAAGAGGAUUAUGAUAUUCAAGGUUCAUUCCGUGCCUUGAAAACAAGGGAGACGGCUGGCGGGUAUAGACUUCGUCCAUUUUGGUUCGGAAUCAUUGUUUGCGUGAGAGCCACAGGCGUGUAUGAACGUAUUUAUCGUUUCAAUUCCAAAUGAGAAGGAAAUAUAAAUAAUUACGCGAAUUAUUUUUCGUUGCUGUUCUAAAUUAAUCUAAGUAAUUAUGACAUGCAUAAUUUCUUCGAGACAAGGUCUGAAAACUGGUAUGGAUUUUAGAGGCCAAGUCUGAAAACGGGUUUAAAAAUGACGUGAUUUGGUCUGAAAUAGAGUCAGGAUUUGGAGAACCGGGUGGCACACCACCACCGCCAAGAAUUCCUACGAGUAUCCCCCGCCUCGAGUUAUCCAAGAUCCCGUUUCGUCUUCGUCUCUGCUAAGUGCAGGUCAUCUUUUUUCAACUUCAGCGAUCUACGCUGGGUUUCCCUGGUAUUCCUGGACCAAAUGGUAUACCGGGAGUGCCGGGAGUGCCGGGCGUCCCGGGGCCACACGGACCCCAGGGAAGAGAAGGUGUAAAAGGACAAAUUGGUGAUAAAGGAUCAAAUGGAAUGCCGGGUCCAAGAGGAGACAGAGGGCGCGAAGGACCCCCUGGGAAGAGUGGACCACGAGGAAUUCAGGGAAUGAAAGGAGAGCGCGGAGCUGUGGGAAUUAAAGGAGAGCGAGGAAUUGUGGGAAAUCAAGGAAGAAAAGGAGAGAAAGGAGAAAGUGCCAAAGCAAGUCAAGCAAGUGUAGUACCACAAACCAACUGGAAACAAUGUGUGUGGAAGUCACAAACCAGUACUAGCAACGGAAAGAUAAAGGUAAUUAGAAUAAGAAUCAUUAAUCACACACUCCAAAAAUAAUUUAUUCCUUUCUAAAUCAAAAUAAUUCAAAGAAGAACGUCUCCCCUCUUACUUACCGUUUGCCAACACAUUACAUAAAGAACUAAGUUACAUCUCCCUCUACUUUGGUUCUUUUUGAAAGAAAGAAAGAAAGGAAGAAAGAAAGAAAGAAAGAAAGAAAGAAAGAAAUAAAGAAAGAAAAAACAUCGUGCGUGUUAAAAUGAUUCCUGGCCAUGUGGAUAAGGACAACAACAAUUGAAGUUAUUACAUAGUUUUAAAAAAAUUAGGAAGUAUUCUUGACUGGAGUAGUUAAUAUCAAUCAUUACACUUGGUUACUCGCCUUACUACAAUAUGUUUGAUUUGUUUGAUUUUAUUCCAGGACUGUGCGUUUAACAAACUGCAGUCUAAUUCAGCGCUCAGAGUCUCAUUCCAGGGAAACAUGAGGGUCCAGGGUAACUAUGAGUGCAAUCGCUGGUAUUUCAAGUUCAAUGGAAACGAUUGCAGUGGACCAAUGACGAUUGAGGCUGCUGUUUACAACUACUGGCCAUCUGGGAACCCUGAACUGCUGCAUCAUCGGUCAUUUGAGGGGUACUGUGAAAACCUUCCACAAGGCGCUGUUAGAGUGGAAUUAUGGGUAGGAAAGUGUAGUGGCUACACCUUGGGUAAUGCUGUCACCGGGUGGAAUUCAGUAUCCCGGAUAAUGAUUGAAGAAGUAUCUAGGCCCCAGUCCUAA
This is a messenger RNA of Porites lobata, 1956 nucleotides long. The record is from the annotation of a GenBank genome assembly. NCBI's taxonomy places the organism in Eukaryota, Metazoa, Cnidaria, Anthozoa, Scleractinia, Poritidae.